UAUGGUUAUUGCAAUAAGGAUUUUAAUAAAUUCACAGCUGGCUGUGGUUUGCAUAGUGAGCAUAAAUUAAGCUCAGUGAGCUCUACUGUGUUACCUCCCUGACAUAAAAGCUACAUCAGUCAGAAAUACUUAAAUAUACCCUGCAGAAAUACCAAACAAGUCCUCUCCUGCUAAGCACUCUGUGUAGGUUGGUUUAAUUUAUUAAUAAGUUGCUUAUCCUUGUUAUUUACUGGUACGUGGGCAGGCUGCUGUUGUGAUUUUCUGAGCUACACAAUUCAAAUUGCUCUUGGCCACAAUUUUCAAUGACAGUGUAUAGAAUAUUUUGAGGACCAUCUGUAUAACCCUGAGCUGGCUUCAUGGUUAAAGUGGCUGUGGUGUGCCAGGUCAUGUGUGACAAGCGGUACCACUGGCUCCCAGCUGUUGGUGUUGUUGGGAGGAUAUGAAUUAGAACAGGUUAUUUGAUAUUCUGUGAGUGAUCAACUUAGCUCUUUUUGUAUGAACCAAAGUAAGGAGCUUUUGCAUUACAUAUUAAGGUGUAGGAGGGCUUUGCUUCUUUUUAGCUGGGGAUCUUUUUAUCACUUUCAGGAUACUCUGUGAUGACAUACUUCAGACUUCUGCUCGUACUGAUAUUCACACCUGACAGUAAAAAAGACUUGUCAUUUAGGUUGCUUGCCUAACACCACUGUUUUGUUUUGCACUUCUUUUUAUUUUUAAGCACUAGACCAAGCAGGAUGGGAUAACUCUUGGUCUGCUGACUAGACUGGCCUUGCCUGUGGUUCCUUUGGGAGCAGAGCAGUGCAGAAUGGCUCUCCUUCCCCACACUCCUGCCUUAGUGCAGAUUGCUUCCACUCCUGCCCUGUCUAGUUACCUUCCACUGCUCUUUGCAACUUGUUCUUGAUGCAGAAGUUGCCCAGAGCUUUGAGCUGUGGGUGGUACUGUCCAUCCAUUAUCUGCAUGGAAUUUAAGCAGUGUCUGAUGUCAGCUCAGAAAUGUUUAAAUAUAUUGUGGUGCAAAAUGUUAGAUCUGGUGUACCUUGUACAUGCAUCUGUUUCAUGUUGUGAAUUUCAAUGGGCUUGACUGUUUGUGUCUAUUAUAAAGAGCUUGGAAAAUACUAUUCAAAAUGUUAUGGUUACACUAAAACUGUUGGUGGCCUCCUAAAAAUUGAAAAGCAAAUAUCACCAUUGUUUCAUGUAGUGAAAAGAGAAAACUUUUGGCUAGUAUUUUGCAAGAACUACAGAAAAAAUGGUGUGUAAAUGGAGACAAUGUUCAGCUGGUGUCUCAGCUGCAUUUUGAGGGCUGCCUCUCUUGGGUAGCUGCUAUUUUCGGGAGUCAGUCCCAGCUUCCUUUUGGGUUCAGUCAAGUAACUUUUUGUCCAAGGGAAAGAAAAGCAAGGCCCUGUGACAUCCAUAACUGCUUUUAAACCCUCAUAAUCAUUAUUUGUUUAAUUUGGCCGCCUCCCUCUGCAACAAUCCCAGGUGUUGUGUCCCCUGGUGUCACAGGUGAGGGCAGCCUGGCAGGAGCCCUGGCUGUGCCCCGUGUCCCUGGGAGCAGGGUGCCUGCUGGCAGCCACACUCAAUGGCUGGAACUGGGCUGUGAGGUGCCCUUGGAAAGCCACACUGCCUUGUGCUGCACAAAGAAAAUUGCUGCUCCUUGGGGAAAUAGCAAAGUCAGAGCCCUGGUGCUGAUGGUAUAGCGUGCCAGCACAGUGAGUGUUUGCAUUCUCAGAGCUCUCUGCCUUGCCAACAGCAAGGACUGAUUGUGCAGGACUAAAGGAUUUGCCUUCAAGACCUGUUCUUGAGUUGCCAUUAGAGUUUAUUCAGUGCCUGAUACUUUUUAUUUUCCUUAGACACCAUCAGCUGGCAUAUUUGGCUUUAGGUUGGAAGGAAUUAGUUUGUAGUGGAUUGCUGUAAAGUGAUACAAUAAUCUCCCUGUUCAAUAAAAGUCUGGUUUAUGUGGCAUUGUUUUCUUCCCAGGAUGUACAUGUGAAAGCAAAGAGCAUUCUAAUUGCUCUUACAUCCCAUGCAGUGAGAAAGUGGAUUUUGGAGAAAUUAAUACAAAAAGCAAAGUUCCUGAGUAGUCAAAUGGAUUUAUAAAGUGUUAAGCAUUUCAAAAAAAUACACUUUUAUUGGCUCCUGAGUAGGUGAUCAACUCAUGUUACUGAAUGUAGAGGUUUCUCUUAAAAUUUCAUUUUUAAUUUUUCAUGAGAAAUUUAGGCGUAAGUCUUUCUUGCAGCCUUAAGUUAUUGAAGGCAUAAAGGACUUGCUCUGAUAAAUUCAGAGAAAGGUUUUCACAACCAUUGUGAUGCAGCAUAGGAAGGAAAAUAAUCCAGUCCAUCUGAAGUUUCAGGAGAGCACUGGUCAUAAAAACAUUGCAGUAUGUCUCCUGGUGGGAAGGGUGUGGACAUCUUUAAUGGUCACUUACUGCAGAGUAAUGCUCUGAAACAGAGACCUCCAUAUCUGUUAGUAUAAACAGAGUAAAGGACUGUAAUCCCUUAAUAGUAAAGAGGCUGUAUUUUGGUUGUAUGGGGUAGUGCUGAGCACAUCAGUGUUUGAAUGAAUGAGUCCCCGUGUUCAUGGAGAGCAAUGCUUCCUUUCUCCUGCUGUGAAGCACUUAUUAAUUAUGUGUUUCAAACAUUACUUUAUGGUAUUUUUAUCUCCUCAUCAGUGAUCUUCUCAUCUGGAUCUUUCAUUACUUCCAGAAAGUCAUGGCCAGGAUUGAUGCAAGCCAGACCACCCUGGCCCCUGCUCCUGUCCUCCCGAGGGCUCUCUGCAGGUUUGAGCUCUUAACUGCAGUACUCUGAGUCAUCUCACUUCAGCACUGUAACUCCUCCUUUUCAGGGCUUUGUGUAUUACUUUUCCUCAGCUAGCAAUCAAAAAUUCAGAGGCUCAUUUCCUUGCUUCCUUUUUCGGAAAUGAGCUGUCUUUUUUAGGAGAACUUGAGGAUAAAGCCCAUCCAUUACUAUUUAAAGAUCCUGAUUAGCACGUGUUGAAGAAGGUCAUGAAGUUUCUUAACCUUCAGUCCAUUAAAACAGAUCAGAAGGGCUGUGCAUUAAGUUUCUGCUUAGCUUAGAACAAUGGUAUUUCUUGCUUACUGAGAAAGCUCUGCCUUAGACAGUAUGAGCUCUGCUCCAGGGGAACAGGCUUUCUCCUGGCCAUUACGGAGUGAAUGAAUGAAUGAGAGGAUGAAUGAGAGGAUGUGUUUGGUUGCUUUCAAAGACAUCUGUGUAAAAAGCCAGUGAUUGCUAUUUUGAUGAUCCUUUCUUUACAAGCCUACCCCUUAUGUCCUUUCCAAGGUCAGAUGUGGUGACUUGCUCUUUUUUAAUUGAAAUUAAAAACAUCCCCAAAGUCAAAUUCUGAUACAGAUAUGGUACAUGAUAGGCAUGAGCAGUGUCAGCUCAAGCAUACAUGCAUGAUAGGGCAGGAGCAGUGUUAGCUCAUAUUCAAGCAGACUUAUGGUUCACUUCCCCUGAUAUUUUCAGUUUAUUGUCAAUAAAAAUAAUACAAAUAAAUUAAAUGUUUUCUUCUGAUGGUUAAUUAGUACACAGUUUUAAAAAAAUAAAGCCAUUUCCUUAGAAUUGAACACUGUCAAAAUUGACAGAUUUUGCCGUGGAAAUUUUGUAUUUUAAAACUUGUUACCUCUCUAAAAAUAUAAUUAUUCUAGGAGAGAGGUAAUGUUGAAAACCUGCAUUAUUUUUCAGAUACAGGAAUCUUGUUAUUUAUAGUUUAAGAGGUGUUUGAUAUAUGCAUUGACUUUCCUUAAAGGAACUGUUGCUCUCGGAAACUACCAAAAGCAUGAGCUGAGGUGUGUUUCCUCUUAGAUAAAGCUGAAUUUCCUAUCUGCAGCCCAGCAGUCACCUGUCAGUUGCAGAAUUGUUAGGGUAAGGAAUACCUUCUUCAGAUUUUUUUUGUCUGAAACACUUGUAUAAUAUUGCCAUUAGCAAUGUCAUGUUCAGUAAAUUAUCUGCCUCUGACAGAGCAGCAGUGUUUAUUUACGCUUUAGAUCAGUGAUGGCAUCUUCAAGAAAAGAGAUGUUGUACAUGUACCAACUUCUUGUAAUUCUGUUUUUUGUACUAAGCCUGGAUGAUCAGUCUGCACUCUUCUCAGAAGUUCUGGUUUGUUCCAGCAAGUAGGAAACUUUUCCUUAUGCUUGGGCGAGAACCUGCCUACAACUUCCCACUAGUUUACAGUUUCUGUGUUGAUUUACUUGAAGGUACCAUGUCAGAAACUGAAGUAUGUACUCCUCAGUUUUAGUUAAAAAAUCAAAUAAGUGAACAAACAAAACCCACAAACCAAACAAUCAUAAAGAAACAGACAAUAAACCCAAACCUCUCCUCUGGGCAUAUGAGAGGAGCUGACUUUAACUGUUCUUCCUUUAGUUCUAGGUGAGUUUUUCAGUGCUGCUGAGGACUCAAGAUGUUGGGAAAUGCCCUUUAAAUAUGUAAAAUUCAUUCCUGUCUUGUCAUAUUUGCAAUUUCCACCAUAGUAACUCACUAUCCCAGAUCUGGGCACUGACUUAAUCAGAAAGUGCCCAUGGCCCAUUUUUGUGACCAAAGGCACCCUGAGUGCCGGAGAGCUGAAGCUCUGUGCCUCAGUGAUCCCAUCUCAGUGGAGUCCUUGGCCAUGGAGGAGUUCCUCUCUGAAACAAUGACGUGCUCUCUGCAUCCCCUCUGUCUCUGUGCUCUGUUUUCUUCCACUAACUGAAAGGAAGUCGUAGUUUCACAAGAACCUACUUGGCUUUCAUUCCAUAAGGAAGAUAAUUUGUUUUGUUUUGUUCUCUUGACUGGGUCAGCAAUUGUAUCAUAAAAAGGAUACAGCUGCAGUGAUUCAAAUCAAUUAGCCAAAACAUUUAUCAAGGUGCUAAAGCCACGAAAUCACACAAUUGGUGGUGAAGCAGUAACAGCAGGUUUGCCUUUCAUCUCAAUACUUUUACAGGUUUUUGAUUUAGAGAAGUAGAAUAGAGAGUUAAAUUCUUGAGCAUAGGGAUAACUCUGUAAUGAAAACCUUGAGUGACCAGUGUAGUUGUAAAAUAUAUAUUUGCCCAAGCAAAUUUUCAAAGCUAAGGAACACUUUGGGUAGUGGAAUACUACUGCUCCCUUUCAGGGGUGGUGAUGGAAGCUCUCAGGCUGCACAACUGUAAUGAGAUGUGCAGACAAGCACUGUCCAGGCUUGGUAACUUUCUGCUGCAGUGCUCAGCCCAAGACAGACUGAGAAAGGAGCUUCUUCCUAUAGAAUGUUCUACUUGCAUUGUAUUUGUAUUCCACAAAGCUACAGACCAUAAAAAUGUAGGCAAGGAGUCAGUAGGAGACCAAAAAGAAAUAGAUUAAUUUCAAAUAGGAAUCUAAAACCAGUUUUAAAUGGUUCUGCUCCAGUGAUGUCCCUUGGUCUCUUCUAAUGUGUUGUGCAGGAGCUUGCAUCUUGAAGCAGGCUACUCUGAGGUUUGGGUACUGUAGGUUCAGGCCAAUGGCUGAGCCUUUAUGGCUAAAUUUAAAUGCUUUUGUUUCUAUCAGCCAUGACUCUGUUACAUGGAGGUCAGGUGCCUCUGUGCCAAAAUGUGUUGAUAUCCUUGUGGCAUGUCUUCUGCUCUCAGCAUAACCUAAGAAUAGUGUAACUGGGAUCCUUAAGCAGCUAUUGCAUUUUUUUAGAUUUUUUUACAGGUUUUACAGAGAGCCUGUAUUAGCCUGUAAAUUCAGAUGCUGUGAUGGAAAACCUUUCAGCCCUGGGUUCUAGAUGCAACAAUAAGAUUGAACCUCCUAGUCCCUACACCAGCUUGGAGACUCAGGAUGGCUAUUUUUCCCACCGACCGAAAGAGAAAAUGCGAACAGACAGCAAUAAUGAAAACUCGGUCCCCAAGGACUUUGAAACUAUUGAUAACAGUAACUUUGCUCCCAGGACUCAGAGACAAAAACACCAGUCUGAGCUGGUGAAAAAACCCCUUAGCAAACAAAAGGAGCACUUGAGAAAGAAACUGGAAGAGGAAAAGAUGAAGGAGAACUUGCUGCUGGGGAAGAACUCCAACGAGGUGGUGCAGUUCAGCAAUCCCCUGGGAAAAAACAGCAGCAACAGCAACAACCUGAAGGAGAUUGACAGGUUUCCCACAGAGCAUCUUAUACAAAAGCUUGAGAUCAGCUCCCCUGAGCUGAAAUACGACCAGCCACCCAAGUGUGAGGUGACGGGCAAGGAGGCGAUCUCGGCCAUGUCCCGCACCAAGUCCCAGCAGUGCCGCCAGGAGAUCGCGGACGUGUACUGCCAGCACAAGCUGGGGAAGCUGAUGCCGGAGCAGGUGACACGUUUCUGUGCCCUGGAGGGAAAAGCCAACAACAAUGUUCAGUGGGAUGAGGACUCCGUAGAGUACAUGCCAGCCAACCCAGUCAGGAUCGCAUUUGUCUUGGUUGUUCAUGGCAGAGCUUCCCGGCAGCUCCAGCGCAUGUUUAAGGCUAUUUACCAUAAAGACCAUUUUUAUUACAUUCAUGUUGACAAGCGAUCCAAUUACUUGCACCGGCAAGUGCUGCAGUUUGCCAGCCAGUACCCAAACGUGAGAGUCACCUCCUGGAGAAUGGCCACCAUCUGGGGAGGAGCAAGCCUUCUGACCACCUACCUGCAGACCAUGAAGGACUUAAUGGAGAUGAGUGACUGGCCCUGGGAUUUCUUCAUCAACCUCAGCGCUGCCGACUACCCGAUCAGGACAAAUGAUCAGCUCGUGGCAUUCCUGUCCAGAUACCGAGACAUGAACUUCUUGAAAUCCCAUGGCAGGGACAAUGCAAGAUUUAUCAGAAAGCAGGGGCUGGACCGGCUGUUCCUGGAGUGCGACACGCACAUGUGGCGCCUGGGGGACCGCAAGAUCCCAGAAGGAAUCACCGUGGAUGGGGGCUCAGACUGGUUCCUCCUGAACAGGAAAUUUGUGGAAUAUGUCACUUUUUCCAGUGAUGACCUGGUGACAAAGAUGAAGAGGUUUUACUCUUACACGCUGCUUCCUGCCGAGUCCUUCUUUCACACCGUGCUGGAGAACAGCCCUUUCUGUGACUCCAUGGUGGACAACAACCUGCGCAUCACCAACUGGAACAGGAAGCUGGGCUGCAAGUGCCAGUACAAGCACAUUGUUGACUGGUGUGGCUGCUCACCCAAUGACUUCAAACCAGCAGACUUCCACCGCUUCCAGCAGACCGCCAGGCCAACUUUCUUUGCCCGCAAGUUUGAGGCGGUGGUGAACCAGGAGGUCAUUGGCCAGCUGGACUAUUUCCUGUACGGGAAUUACCCCCCGGGCACGCCGGGGCUGCGCUCCUACUGGGAGAACGUGUACGAGGAGCCCGACGGGCCGGGCGCCCUCAGCGACGUGGCCCUCACCAUGUUCCACUCCUUCUCCCGCCUGGGCCUGCGCAGGGCCGAGAGCUCCUUCCACGCUGCUGGGGACAACAGCUGCAGAUACUACCCCAUGGGCCAUCCAGUUUCCAUCCACCUUUACUUCCUUGCUGACCGUUUCCAAGGCUUCCUGAUCAGGCACCAUGCAACCAAUCUGGCUGUCAGUAAACUGGAAACUUUGGAAACCUGGGUGAUGCCCAAAAAAGUCUUCAAGAUUGCAAGUCCACCGAGUGAUUUUGGGAGGUUGCAGUUCACAGAGAUUGGCACUGAGUGGGAUGCCAAGGAAAGGCUUUUCAGGAAUUUUGGAGGACUCCUUGGGCCAACAGAUGAGCCAGUGGGGAUGCAGAAGUGGGGGAAAGGCCCCAAUGUCACCGUGACUGUCAUUUGGGUGGAUCCCAUUAAUGUAAUUGCAGCAACAUAUGAUAUUCUCAUUGAAUCCAGUGCUGAGUUUACUCACUACAAACCACCUCUGAAUUUGCCCCUGCGACCUGGUGUCUGGACAAUAAAAAUUCUGCACCACUGGGUACAGGUAGCUGAAACCAAAUUCCUCAUUACUCCUCUCACCUUCUCAAAUCAGCAGCCUAUCAAACAAGAGGAAGCCAUCAAGCUGCACAGCGGGCCUCCAAAGAACGCGUACAUGGAGCAGAGCUUCCAGGGCCUGAACCCGGUGCUGAACAUCCCGGUGAGCGCCGCCCGCGCCGACCAGGCCCAGCGCAACGCGGGGCUCGUGGGCGCCCGCCUGGACGCCUGGGUGGACUCGCUGGUCAGCGGCGUCUGGUCGGCCGUGGACGUGUGCAGCGUGGGGCCCUCGGCCUGCCCCGUGCUGCAGGGCUGUGCCCAGACCGCCUGGAGCUCCCUCAGCCCCGACCCCAAGUCCGAGCUGGGCCCCGUCAAACCCGACGGCCGCCUGAGGUAGCGUCCGGCGCGCUCCGCCCCGGCGUAGGUUUUUAAAAGGGAAUUGAACCUUGCUUCUCUGUGAAUCUCACACCAGGUUUCAGAAACCUAAGGGGAAGUUACAUUUUUUUGUUACUUAUUGUAAUAGAAUUCAUUUUAAAAAAACAAAACCAAAACAAACAAAAAAAAAAGUUCUGAAGUUCUGACAAGGCCUUUGGCACUGCCCUCUCCAUCAGCUCUGUUGGGAGCGUGGCCUCAUCCCACAGCCUGUGCUGUCCCAUUCCAGGUGCCACUGCACCCACCAGCCUGUGGGCUUGGAAACAGCACCAAGCCAUGGGGAGGGCAGUGAAGGAGCAGCUGCUAAAGGGGUUUUUUUAAAAAUAAAUUUGUUUGUGCCUCUGCUGUUUCAUAGGCUUUCAUUAUUUUGCUAUAAUGAAUAAAUCACAUCAAAAUUCCCUUCUACUUACACUUUCUGGGGAGGUUGGUUCCUGCAGGCUAAAGCCGGUAUGGCCACAUGACCUCAGAGAAUGUGAAGUAAUUAUGGUACAGCCUCACUUGGGUUUUUAAUAACACAAAGUAAUUCUGGACACAGCUGAUGUCUGUUAUCCUAGUUAGAGAGAACGAGCAAAAGCAGAAACUUUCAGAUUCCUUUCAGAGAUUUUUUUCAGACAAAUUUAAUGAUAAACUCUAAAUGAAACCAGUGUUUUGCUAUAGUAGUCUUUUAUGUCUCAUGCAGUCGGGUUCAGGGUCAGUGUACUAAGAGUAUUUAUUAAAGAGCAAAGAAGUUUUUUGAAUUUCAGCCCUUUCAAAUCUGCAGGCAUUUUUGGAAGCAACCAUUACCUGAGUAUUUUCACAAGCUGCCAGUAGAGCAGGUGUGUAUGUGUAGGCUGGGGUGGAUUGUGAUGUGUCUGCUCACACCCUUUGCUCAUGAGCUGAGCUGAGUUUUUUCUCAGGCAGUGGAGUUGUAAACCAGUAAAAUAGUAAAACUGGGACCUAAAUCAGCAACAACAGGUUUCUUCCCUAAUUUGAGUAGUGGCUAGUAAGUCUUAACACUAAUUCCCUUCCUUGGUCUCAAAUCUCCAUCAGUUCCUAAAGAAGGAUCCUUCCAGGCUUUGCCAGGGCACCUGGAAGGCUGUGCAGGAUGUGGAUCACUGCCCAAAGCCAGGGGAAGGAGAACAAUGCCAUGUUUCUCCAAGCUUUUACUUUAUUCAGUCAACAAUCUACCCUUGCCUGUCUUCAGAAUUCCUAGCAGGCUGCAUCCUGUUUUAAAUAGUCAUGUUUUUGCAUCAUUUCAACCUGCAUUUUCUACAGGAAGGAAAAAAUUAAUUUACAUUCCAAGAACUUUUUAAAAUACAAAUUCAUCUUCAACUAAUGUAUUUUACAUUAGCAAAAACAUGCACUUUGUUGCUGUUGCUGUGUUAAUCUCUAGUUAGCAACAGAACCAAAAAAGACCAUCAAAAGCCAUUGGGUUAAUUAGGAAAGAAGCCCUGUUGCUGUAAUAAAGGAAGGUAUCUGUUCACCCUUCUGUGUGCAUGGAUAACUUUCUGCUGAGAGUGAAGUGUCCACAUCAGGAGGGAAACAGAGCCUUAAAUCAUUCCAUAAUCAUGUCUCACAGGAAGGUUGAAUUCCCUUUUAAACAACACUUGCAGUAGGACUGUAACACUCAGAUCCCCUUGGCUUGGAGUAUCUCUGUCAUAUUGGUUUAAAGCUACUUCAGUUUGCUUUGGACUUGAAAUUGUGGUGUCAGCUGUGCUGGCAUUAAGGCAGAGCAUUGAAAUGUUUAUCUGGCACAAAAAUGGAUGCAUAGAAGGAACAAUUUAGGUAUUUAUUAUUUAUGUUUUAGUCAAUGACUAAUUAGUAGGUGCUGCUUUUGCAGCUUGAAGAUUAUGUUAUUUUACUAACUGAAGCUGCCUUUAUUAAGAAAAGGCCUUCCUCCCCUCACACCUCCCUUUCUUUUUUUGUCUUGAUUUUGUCAGUCACGAGCAGUAGCUUUAGGAAAGUUUGUAGCAACGAGAGCUGAUUGGAAUAUUCCAGUCAAGAUAAUGUUCCAGCUUUUCAACCAGCUCUAGAGGCAAGCGUGUGUGAAACCAGGGUUGCCAACAGGUUUAUGUAAUAGAAUCACAGUGUUAUUACUUAUUCAGUAGGGGUUUUUAACAGUGCUUGUUUUUAAUGUAACAUUCCUGUGUGAAGUUCAUAUUUUCUGGGGACCUCCAAUCCUCACUGUGAAAUCCAGGGCUUUAUUCACACUGAUGCAAUGGUGACUGCACGGUCCAAGCCCUGCAGAUUAAAUGAAGAAGGUCACAUUUAAGGCACACAAUAAAAUCCAUUAACAAGCCCAGGCAGUGCUUGUUCUCAGUAAGACUCCUGAGGUAGCCACAAAAUCUUCAGUCUGUCUUGCACAUAAGCACAUGUGUAGGGGUGCACCCACGCACACGCAUGCAGAUAACUUCGUUUUUAAAUCUGAUGUUUUUAUUCUUAAGCAGGAAUGUUUUUAAGUGCUUUUUUUGUAAGUUUUCAUUAACUAGACCAAGAAGAAGGUGACAACAAUCACAUCUUCUGCUGUUAGGAAAAAGCUGCCACUUUCAUCAUUUGAAAAAUAAGGUGCAAAUUAUUUUGUUUUAGUACAAAAAAAGGGAAAGAAAACAGAUGGUUGCUGAUAUAUCCAUUUGCAUUAUAUGCUAGGUUUAAAAUAUCUCAAAGGAAAUUUAUAUGAGAUUAUUUUCUGAAAGGCAAGAAGCAUUUAAACAGUGAAGUUUUGUAGCAAGCUGGCAAUUUCAGUGCUGCUGUUAAAAUAUAGGAUGUGGAGCUGAAGGGGUUGAUCCUGCAGUCCUUUCUCAGGCAUAACUUCCAGAGUGCUAGUGCUGAAAGAGGAUUUCAGAGUCAAGUCCAGCAUAAAUAAAGGGUAUGACAGUAUUCUAGGGGUAAAUGCUGUCUGUUUGAGGUCAUCAAAAGAUAAGCUGCCAUGUUUGGAACAUCUUCUAGGGGCAGUGGCAAGUUUUGGACCUAAACAGCCACCUCUACUAUAGCUGUUCUCAUGCAGCCAUGGAUCCAAAAGAUAUAUAUGAAACUAAAUGUCUGAGUUCCAAAGUCCAGUAGCUGUGAAUAAAAAACACAUAAAGCCAGACUCUGCAUCAGGGAUCAGAGCUGGCUCCAAGGUGAUGCUGUUAAGCCAAACUUAGUCCUGCUUAGUGGCUUCUCUGGUUUGAAAUGGCAGCACUGGGAGCCUGGAAAGAAUAUUGUCAGUGGUCAGAAGAGAACAACUUCACAGAUGUUACAUUUGGUGGAAAGGAGAAUUCAGAGCAGGGACCCACAGCUGGUACAAAACACAAGAGUUAUGCAUCUUCACCUGAAUGUGCAGGUGUUCUUUUCCAGUCACUGGCCAGUCCUUGCUGAACAGGAUCCCAGCUGGAAGCCUGCUUUGAUCAAAAUUCCUUUCAAUGGGAGGGGUUUCUAUUUCCAUAUGCAUAUUUAUCCUCUGUGUGUAAUGCUUUGCUUGUUUAAAUUCCCUGCCCAUUCUGCAUGACAGCCAUGUAACACUCCUGUGAUCAAUCUGUAUUACACAGAAAGGGAAUGUGGCAAAAUGCAGAACAUCUACAUAUGUGAUUUAAUGAGUUAUGUCCAAAGUCAGGCUCAGCAUUAUGCAAACCUGUUUAUAUGGUAAUGUUAAACCCCAAGGCUAAACGAAAUAGCUCAAAUGACAGUUUAUUUUCACAUUUGUCCAAUUCCUUCUUUGAUGACAUUUGGACAUUGAGUAGUAAUAUUUGCAUUUUCAUUUUCUGAUAUUCAAGUGGGUUUUUUUUAGAAUUAAAAUUAUGUCUUCAUUUUUUUUGUGCUCUCAGCAAGCAUUUUGACAAUUCCUUCAUGAUAGCAAGUGUUAUACAAGAAAGUCCCUCUGUAUCUCUGUUGUUACACCUUCAUUAUUGCUAAGCCUAGAGAUACAGGAAUGUGCAUUCGUGUGUUACAAAUUGACUUUCCUGGGUACUGGCUUCAGUGCACAAUGCCUGUACAGUUGUUUAAUGGUGUAUUGACAGUGAUCCUGCAGCACCUUCAAAAGUACCACCUGAUGUGCAUUCACCUUCCCUCCAUCUCCUGCAGCACUAAUUGCCUUCCUAAUGAGGCCUCCAUCACUCUUAGCCACGAUUGUAGUGAGCACAGUAGUGAAGUCAGUGAAUCGGAACAGGGAUAGUGUAAACCUGACCUAGGGGAGAGAGAGAGGGUAGAGAAGAUGCUGAAACUUUGCAAAAGCUUGACACAAUUGCUUUGCAACAAACCUUUGAACAAACUGGGCUCCUUCUGCACAGCAAGGCUAAAAACCAUUGAUGUCCUGAGAUCUCAGCUUUGAUAAAAAAGAUAGACAAGAUCCAGAUAGACAAGAUCCAGAUGUUUCUUGUGGCCUAGCAAUGAGGACCAGUUUUCUGUUGAUUUCUCUAGUUCUCUUUCAUCAGAGCACUAGAGAAUUGCCAUCUUGCCACUGGCUAACAUGGCCUCUUUGUCGUCUUCCCAGCUCCCAAAGCUUCAGGAGCUGGCCACAUGAAACCUUGGCCAACUCCAGCACUUUCCAUAGAGCAGGAAGUUUUAUACUUGACUGAGCUAAAUCCCUUAGGCUCUUCAGAAACCUGCAGAUGAGGAAAGUUGCAGAAAGUUGGCUUUUCAGAGCAGUCUUCAGUCAGUUCAGUACUUGCACAGGAAGGAGUUGGUGGAAGCCAGCAGUUACCUUGUCCUGAUUUUCAGGCCUGGAAAUCUGAUAUAUAAGAGGAGACUUGGUUAUUUGAUAAUUCAGUAGCAGAAUAAGACAGACCUGGUGGGACAUGGUUGGCAGCCUUUCUCACUGGCCUUUGUUUCAGUCCAGCUGUGAAAAGAUAAUGAUCCAUGUCUUUAUUUCUACCAUUCAAGACCUCCAGUGUAGUCUUAAGGAUUAGUAGGACUUAAGCCCAUAUUAAAUGACAAUUGAAAACAUAAUGUAAAAAAGCCUUUCCAAACCAAACCCUCAGGCUUCUGCCAAGGCAGCUCCAGGGAUGAUGCUGACAGAGGGUAGGGAGUGGUUUCCUCUCAGUAGGGAGGAGUGUCCUCUCAGUGUUAGAGAGGACAGAGCACUGCCCUUCCAGAGGCCCAGGAGGAGUUCCUGAGAGCAGGAAUACCUGCUGCUGAGCCCUGAGGACAGCUGCCGCUGCAGCCAGGCACAGAGGAGCCAAAGAAAUGUGAAUUAGGAUUGAGGACAGCAAGGAAAAAUUUGUAGGACAGCACAUUUUCCUGCAGAAUCUUCAAAGGCAAGCAAACACUCUGAUUUGUAAUUCCCUACAAAGGCAUAUUGUAGAAGAGAUUGACCUUCAAAACCUUCACCACCAUCAUCAGAGUAAGGGAAAGAAUAACCAGGCUGAGAGCAUUUAAAAUUGAGCUACAAGGCCUUACAGCCUGUGCUGCCCAGGACCAGGGCAGCAUUAGGAUGUCUCAGUUAUGUGUGGUGUUGGGAGCAGUUACCCUCAUGGUGUGACACUGCAGGUACCACGUUGAUUCCGUUCCUUCUUACUAACAGUAGUGUGUUGAUAACUCUGCUCUUUGCUUCUGCCUUGGUUACCUUCUUUUGCUCAUGGGUGCUACCACAGCUGCUACCUCACUGUGUCUGCAAACACGUUUACCUGAGAACAACAAAAAAGGUACCAGAAAUCACCUUGAACUGAAUGUACAAUCUAUGCAAAUUCUCUUUCUACUUUGUUACAACCUAGAAGUAUUACUUGUAACCUUGCCAAAUAAACAGCAAGAUACUGUACAGGUGCCUCUGAUACCAGAGUGACGAUUCUAGGCGCGGUUCAUGGCGCUGCAUUUGUAUAUUGUAAUGACUCGGCUUGUCUUUGGUUCUGUUGUAAUUAACACCCUAGACUGAGACAAUAGCACUCCUGCUAAGGGAGCACCUUCAGUUUGCUGGGAAUAUUCCAGAGGAGGAUGUUUAUGGCAUUUCAUUUUAUUUUCCUGCUUGGAUCCAAAAAAAGGCACAGACCUGCUGGCCAAAACUAGGGUGUUGUUUCAGCUUUUCUGUGGAUGAAUCCUAUCAGCUUUGGAUCGCUCGGUGUCUGUUCCCAUUGUGGCAUCCAGUGUGUUGCCCCUUAAAGAAAGCCUUACUUCCAUCCUUUCUAAAUGUGGCCUUAAACUGUGUUAGGAACUUUGGUGUUGUCUGUGUCUUGCUCACUUUCUCUGUUUGUUGCAGAAUGAAUAAAAGGCACCUUGAGAUUUCUAUUACAGCUCGGUGGUGUUGCUGUCAGCUUAUACUUCACAAAUACAAUGGAAAUUGCUUACAAAUGCAGUCUUUAAGGAAAGAAAAUGACCUUCCCUUCGGGCAAAAGGAAGUCUCAGACAUUCAUAUAAAACCUUAGGAAAUUAUGAGCUCUGUUUCUCGCAAGUCACUGUAGAUAAGGAACUUGGUUUAAUUACAUACAAAGUACAAACUUAGUAACUUCUAAUUUAUCUUCAGACUACAACAGGACAGACUGCUCUCAGUUGCACAAGACAAAUUGUAGAGUAAUUUCACUCAUUUUAACAUGCUGUAGUAGCUUUCCUCUCAGAUUUGUACUGGUAGCUGGGAGAAAAAAUAUCCUCUUAAUGGUAUGGUCUUAAAAUCUGAAGAACGUCACCACAUAGGGCCAGAUUUAGGUGUUGGUUGGGAAUCUAAGAGUACAUUUAGAACAUGGUUGUUUUGUCAUAAAUGCAUUUCCAAAAAUCUGGCAUUUGGAGCUUCUUUCAAAGGUUGUCAAAGUCAGCAGAAAGCAAUGACUUCUGCUAAGGCUUGUAUGUGUUGGGUUUCUUUAAUACUUUCCUCCAUGAGAACUGUCAUGUUUCAGUGAGUAGCACCAAUAUUCCCGGCAGGCUGCAGUGCUUUUAGCAAUCCCACAUCCUGUCCUGUGUUGGUAUUCAUAUGUGGAUACAACCCAAAGGCAACUGAAAAGGGUUUACAUUUAAAACAAGAUUUGUGAAACUAAAAUAAUUAAUUCAAUGUAAUGAAAUUAUUUUUCUGACUUUGUCCUUAUGGUUCUGUUUUGGUUUGAUUGGAUUUUUCUAUUGCCUAACAUAGUCCAUAAUAAGUUAUUCCUAUUCUGUCAUUUUCAAAGACUGGUGGUAAUAUAGUUUUAAGAAAUAACUAUUUUGUUAUAGAUCAUAAUAUGCAUAAAAUUGUACAGAAAUAUUUUGUAAUCUAUUGAAUAAGAAAAAAGAAAACCAUGUAUAUACAGGGAAAAAAAAAAGUUUAAAAAAAUUGGAAAUUCAAAUGGAACACACUGAAAGAUGUAGAUAUUUUGCUAUUUAUUUAAAGGAGUAUUUUAUGAGAUAUUGAAAUGUCUUAAAUUGACCAGUAAUCAAAGUUCAAAGUCAGAAUGCUUUUCUUGUAGUAGAAUGUGAUUUUCAGCAAUUAUUGCACUACCCUUUUUUGCACCCUUUUGUCUUUCAUUUAGCAGAAACAAUGUGCCUUAGCUGUAUUCUUUGUCAAUGGGAGUUUGGUUGUUUGUCCGACAAAGCAAAUUUUUUUGCAGAAAAAGAAAUGGAUGUAUGAAAUACUGUAUUAUACCAAAAACACUGCAGUGUAUAUAAUGCUUUCUGUCAUACGGUGUUUUCAGAUGCAGAGUUUUAAAAUAAAAAAAAAGGCUGUCUUUA
Camarhynchus parvulus is the source of this 15887-nucleotide messenger RNA. RefSeq names its product xylosyltransferase 1 (gene XYLT1). Gene Ontology annotation, biological process: chondroitin sulfate proteoglycan biosynthetic process; heparan sulfate proteoglycan biosynthetic process. Gene Ontology annotation, molecular function: protein xylosyltransferase activity. Lineage: Eukaryota; Metazoa; Chordata; Aves; Passeriformes; Thraupidae. Gene Ontology annotation, cellular component: membrane. The transcript has 12 exons. Bases 5698 to 8271 code for a protein of 857 amino acids. The record is from RefSeq and is a predicted model, not a curated record.